UUCAGAAAUAAAUUACGUAGCUAUAUACUAUUAUCAUAGAGGAAAUUCCUCUCUACUAUUAUCUGCUAUUACUAUUACUUCACAUUCACAUUUCGUAUUACCAGUAUACGUGUAUGUUAAACAGUCAAUUGAAUUAGAUUCAUGAUAUCGCGCAGUUUUCAAACUUCCUUCAGGAUCGUGCCGCGAUUUCUGUGUAACAACGUAAUCAACAUGCCUCCAAAACAAACUCGAACUCCAAAGGAAAAUUCUAUGGGAAUUAAAAGUGAAAAAAAGAAUAAAGUAAAAUCGGAAGCAACAAAGAAAAGGUCUAAACGUAAUACAGAUGAUAACGAAGAACCUACUGCAAAGCGUUUCAAAACAGACAAAAAAUCAGUUUUGAAUAGAAUAGAUACAAAUUUAAAUGAAAUUGAUUUUGGUUGUUCAAAGUUAAAUGCAAAAGGAAACAAAUAUAAUUUAAAAAUUUCCAGUUGGAAUGUUUCUGGCAUAAGAGCAGUCAUUAAAAAAAAUGGAAUGGAAUAUAUGUUGAAAGAAGAUGCAGACAUAAUUGCAUUACAAGAGACCAAAUGUGAUAAAAAUAAGUUACCUGAAGAAGUUAAAUUAAAUGGAUAUCAUUAUUAUUUUCUUGAGAGUAAAAAACCUGGAUAUUGUGGUGUUGCAUUAUAUACAAAAGAAAAACCAAUUGAUAUAAAAUAUGGUUUAGAUAAUGUUGAAUUUGAUAGCGAAGGGAGAUUAAUUACUGCAGAAUAUUCAAAUUUCUACUUAGUUAAUGUUUAUGUUCCUAAUGCUGGUCAAAAAUUAAUAACAUUGCCAAAAAGAUUAAAAUGGAACGAAGCUUUUAAAGCUUAUGUAAAGAAUCUGGAUGAAAAGAAACCUGUUAUUAUUUGUGGUGAUAUGAAUGUUGCUCAUCAAAAAAUAGAUCUCAAAAAUCCAGACACGAAUAAAAAAAAUGCUGGAUUUACACAAGAGGAACGAAGUGGUAUGACAGAUUUCUUAGAUGCAGGAUUUGUGGAUACUUUUAGAGCUUUAUAUCCUGAUAAGGAAGGUGCAUACACAUUUUGGUCAUAUUUUGCUAAUGCACGUAGUAAAAAUAUAGGAUGGAGACUAGAUUAUUUUUUGGUGUCAGAACAAAUUAAGGAUAAUGUUUGUGACAAUGUUAUAAGGGAUGAAGUGUAUGGCAGUGAUCAUUGUCCUAUUGUACUUUACAUUAACAUAUAAUUAAAUAUGUAUAACUGAAUGCAUAUUUUAUAAUUAUACUAUGUGUUCAAGUAAUUUACUUUGUUGUAUUUAACCUAUUUAUUUCGUGUUCUAAAAAUAAAAUUUUAUUUGAAAAAUA
Bombus impatiens (common eastern bumble bee) is the source of this 1333-nucleotide messenger RNA. It is a transcript of the gene Rrp1, whose product is annotated as exodeoxyribonuclease. Bases 142 to 1215 code for a protein of 357 amino acids. The record is from RefSeq and is a predicted model, not a curated record. Gene Ontology annotation, biological process: base-excision repair. Gene Ontology annotation, cellular component: nucleus. Lineage: Eukaryota; Metazoa; Arthropoda; Insecta; Hymenoptera; Apidae. Gene Ontology annotation, molecular function: endonuclease activity; phosphoric diester hydrolase activity; DNA-(apurinic or apyrimidinic site) endonuclease activity. The transcript is spliced from 9 exons.